GUGUCUGAGAGAGAGAGAGAGAGAGAGAGAGAGAGAGAGAGUGUGUGUGUGUGGAGGCUGAAGCUGAAGUGUGUUUUCCACGCUGUGGAUCAGAGUUUAGAGGAUGGUUGUGAGGAACUUGUUCCGGGCCGUGAUCAUGGGUCCGCCUGGUUCCGGAAAAGGAACCGUGUCUUCCAGGAUCACGGAAAGUUUCGGGCUGCAGCAUCUCUCCAGCGGGGACGUGUUACGGGCCCACAUCAAAGCAAAGAGCGAACUGGGUCUCCUGAUGAAGUCAUGUAUAGAUCAGGGUCAGCUGGUUCCUGAUGACGUCAUCUCGCGCCUUAUCCUGGCCAGCCUUCGAGACAUGGGGCAGAGCAGCUGGCUGUUAGAUGGUUUUCCACGGACGGUGGUGCAGGCUGAGAGUUUGGACAGCGUCUUCACUGUGGACACAGUUAUUAACCUGGACGUUCCAUUUGAGACGAUUAAGGAGCGUCUAACAUCUCGCUGGGUUCAUCUGUCCAGCGGCCGAGUCUACAACAUCGACUUCAACCCUCCCAGAAUCCCGGGUCUUGAUGAUGUCACUGGUGAGCCGUUGACGCAGCGGGAUGACGACACGCCUGUAACAGUGAGCCGCAGACUGAAGGCGUAUGAAAACCAGACUCAACCGGUUCUGGAGUAUUAUAGGAGUAAAGGUGUUCUGGCGACGUUCAGUGGAACAGAAACCAAUAAGAUCUGGCCUCAUGUUCUCACGUUCCUCACCAAGAAAAUCCCACAGAGUCAGCAGGCCCGAGGAGGGGGCGGGGCUUAAACACGUCGCGGCGCAAACAAUUCCGUUUCGUCUGGAUUUUUGUUUUUCACGAAAAAACGAUCACACCGGAUUUUUGGACACACUUUUAUUUUUUAAUCGUAGACUUAAAAUCUGGAAGUAGAUUUUAGACUUUAAUCCGAGCAGAUCUCCACAAUCACCUGUAGACCCAAAUAACCUACAUUUUAAUACUUUUAUUCUCGUUUUCAUCACAAGAACCUUAAUUUUAUUCACUUGAAUUUUUUAACUCAUGCACACACACACACACACACACACACACACACACACACACACGCAUUAACUUGUACAUUCCCUUUCAAGUUUUAGAGGCCUUAACAAUUUUAUGUCUAAUAAUGAGAGGAAAAGAUUGAAUGGGAAUAAAUAAAGUGUAGAUGAAUAAUGUUCUAAAUCUAGAAUAAUAAAAAGAAAAAUCAUGCACAGGAAGUGAAAAGGUGAGAAAAGAAUUUUCAGAAGACUGAAUAAUGAAAUGAUAAAUCUCAGUAUUCCACUGCACAGGUAUGAACACGUUCUGCAUUAAAGCGCGGAGGAGAAGAAUGAGAGAAAGAUGCGUGUCGAACACGUGACACGUGAAUCUGGAAAACAAAGAGGAGUGUUUUAGUGCUAAAACGUUUUCCAGAUUCUUUCAAAUGACCAGAGAUUGUACACGUUUUUCCAGCAGAAUCACGUCAUCGCUUUCACGUGUGAACCUCAGUUCGUUUCAGAAAUCCUCUUUAUACAGAGUUCAGAAGAAGAACUGAUUUUGUACACAGUUUUGUAUCGACAGGAAAUGAAAUAAUGUUUGUAAAAAUAUAUUCACGUUUAUUAUUAACGCUUUCACGUCAUCGACACUGAUGAGAAAUAAAUAAUGAAAUGAGGAAAA
This is a messenger RNA of Silurus meridionalis, 1664 nucleotides long. RefSeq names its product adenylate kinase 3 (gene ak3). Gene Ontology annotation, biological process: nucleobase-containing compound metabolic process. The record is from RefSeq and is a predicted model, not a curated record. Lineage: Eukaryota; Metazoa; Chordata; Actinopteri; Siluriformes; Siluridae. Bases 104 to 787 code for a protein of 227 amino acids. The transcript is spliced from 5 exons. Gene Ontology annotation, molecular function: ATP binding; AMP kinase activity. Gene Ontology annotation, cellular component: mitochondrion; cytoplasm.